AGUCACAUGACACAUUCCAGCAACCAAAAGCGUCAAAAUGGCCGACACACUUUGGGAAGAUCGAGAUGUUAGAUUUGACAUUAGUCCUCAACAGUUACGAAUGAGAUCUGGUGAGAAAUGUAUUGAUAGAUUAGAUGCCAUUGAGGAUACGAAGGGUAAUAAUGGUGAUAGAGGACGUCUUGUGGUAACUAAUCUACGUGUCAUUUGGCAUUCACUGUCAGUACCUAGAGUUAAUUUAUCAAUUGGUUUUAAUUGUGUUAUAAAUAUUUCGACAAAAACAGCUCAAUCUAAAAUCAGAGGAACAUCUGAGGCUCUGUAUGUUUUAACCAAAUGUAAUGAUACCAGAUUUGAAUUUAUUUUUACCAAUUUAAUUUCUGGUUCUCCUCGACUGUUCACAUCUGUUAUAACUGUUCACAGAGCAUAUGAAACAUCAAAAUUAUAUCGUGAUUUAAAACUACGAGGAGCGUUAAUACAGAAUAAACAGAUACGAUUAUUACCACAAGAACAGAUAUAUGAUCAGAUAAAUGGAGUAUGGAAUCUCUCUAGUGACCAGGGCAAUUUGGGAACAUUUUAUAUAACCAAUGUACGAUUAGUUUGGCAUGCUAAUAUCAACGAGUCAUUCAAUGUCAGUAUUCCUUAUCUACAAAUGAGAACUAUAAAAAUCAGGGAUUCAAAAUUUGGUUUGGCCUUAGUAGUAGAAACAUCAACAUCGAGUGGCGGGUAUGUUCUUGGAUUUAGAAUAGAUCCAGCUGAGAAGUUACAAUCAGUGGCUAAACAGAUUCAAAAUCUACACAAAGUUUACAGCCAUUGUCCGAUAUUUGGUGUGGAAUAUGAUACAGAAGACAGGACACCUGUAGCGGAAGAUCUACCAGUUGAACCAAUACAGGAUGAUGUUGAUAUUGAACAUGAUGAUCAAACAGAUGCAUUUGCUGCGUAUUUUGCAGACGGAGACAAAGAAAGAGAUAGAGAACCAGUUUAUUCAGAGGAAUUAGGACUAGCUAUUGAAAAACUAAAAGAUGGCUUUACACUAUCAGGUUUAUGGGAGGUGUUAUCGUAAAUACUCGACAUUAAUAUAAAUAUUUAAAAACACAAUUGUGUAUAUCAAUUUUUGUAUAUACAUGUAUGUAUUCAUGUCAAAUUUCUAUUUUUAAACUAAUUUUAGACACAACUGGUUUUACUAUUAGUGCAUCAUAUUAGAAAAAGCUAAUAAAACAUAAACCAUUUUGAUAACAUUGACUUCUAUUCCUAUAUAUAUAUCAUAUGUGUUGGUAUUUGUCUGUAUUGUAUACCGUAGCACAACCAAAAGUUUUCCUAAGUAAUUAAGAAAUUGUAUCAGUUGUUCUAUGGUCAGCUCUUUAUUUAACAUGAAGAUAUUGUAGUUAUGAUUUUUUUAAUAAAGCCUCAAUUUGAUGAAGGAUCACAAGACCAGAAACGAUCUGUACUAAAAAUGCUGUUUUAUUCUACUGAAGCCUGUUAUCAUAAUAUAUUUAUAUCUUUUCUCUCCACUGGGGGUUGGGUGGCCGAAUAAUUUAAUGUGUGCUUUAAGUCAUAAGGUCUGUCAUUGAGUUGAGUGGUGUGGUUUAGAUUCUACGGUUGUAUGUGACAAGGAGUAGUGUAGGGUGCCCAAUCUCAUCAGUUUUCUCUUUUUUCUCCAUUUUCCUCCUACUACUAAAGACCCCUACUAAGGAUCUUUAACGUGCAUGCCAAUGUGUACAAGGGACCUGUAUUUUGUUUCAUCCGAAUGAAUAGACCACAAACAAGGGGAAACCACGUCGGAAAAUCCUGAAGAACUGUUUGGGCCAUUGCACAAUCGAACACGCGACCACCAGACUAGCAAGCCAGCAUCUUACUCACUUAGCCACCAUGGCUCCCUUUAUGUUGGCUAUACUAUUAAAUUGUUCAAUUAUUAAAAAGUGACACUAUCUUUUGCUGGUCUUUUAACAAUUCUUGACAAUCAUGUUAUACAAACAACAUUCAUUUAUUUUAUACUGUAUAAUAGAGGCAAGUCUUUUCCUGGACACUUAUUAAGGCUUAUCAGAGUUCAAAUGUUCUUUACUUCCUCAACAGUUAAAACCUCAGAGUUAAUCAAUGUUCUAUUCAAAUCACAUUCAAAUAUCCUGAAUAAAAUUAUUAUUUACAAAAAAAAGUUUGAGAAAAUUUACGUAGCUUGCACAUAUUUAAAACUCUAUAGUGUACAAAAGGAGUUGUGACAUCGAACACUGAUAAAAAGUGACAUAAAAUAACUGUAUUGUAUAAUUGUUGUUAUUUAUAGAUUAGAGACGAUUACAGUUGGUCAGUGUAUGUAAUAUUGUUUUAUUUAUGAUUAUGAUGUGUUAAAUUGUAAAUUUGUUUUUGAUCCGUCCACAAAAUAAAAAUAUCUUUGUUCA
Messenger RNA from Patella vulgata (common limpet), 2387 nucleotides. Its product is annotated as Bardet-Biedl syndrome 5 protein homolog. The record is from RefSeq and is a predicted model, not a curated record. Gene Ontology annotation, cellular component: ciliary basal body; BBSome. Lineage: Eukaryota; Metazoa; Mollusca; Gastropoda; Patellidae. Gene Ontology annotation, biological process: cilium assembly; intracellular transport. Gene Ontology annotation, molecular function: phosphatidylinositol-3-phosphate binding. The transcript is spliced from 12 exons. Bases 38 to 1057 code for a protein of 339 amino acids.